AUGAAGAAGCUCGCAAGGAAAUUUCGUCGUUCAGAAGACGAAAACCUCUCUCUUCCAGUGCACGACGGGGACUCUCGUCCUUUGGAAUCCCAAGAGCAAGAAGAGUUAGUUCGGUCACUCGAAAGAAGUCAAGCUCAGCAGAGUCGCUUAUGGAGGAUGGUAUUUGCAAUUCUAUUCUUCUGUUACAUCGUAUUUCUUUUGUACUCCAUCUUCCAUCAGGCUUUAACACCCUGGGAACUGCGGUAUCAUGCUUACUUCAUGGAGGAUAUGUACUCAUGGAUGAUUAUAUCUGCAGACUGGGUUGCUGUUUUAGCAUGCUUGUUUUCCAUCAUCGGACUCCUUCAUGAGUCAAUGCUUCGGAGGAGAUGGAUAAAGUACUCAUGGUAUACUGGCGUUAUUCUGGCAGUUUUCUGGUUAUAUUACAUGUUGAGGUUGCCGAAGUUUCGUUGGGAUGUAAUCUGGCUACCAUUUGGUCCUCUUGGUGCAUCUGCAGUCUGCCUCUAUGUGGAUCAUUUACUGACUGAGUCAUCAGAAGAGGUGAGAAAGCUUCGUGGGUACAUGUAUACCUACAAAGCAAGCUAG
Messenger RNA from Sphenostylis stenocarpa, 582 nucleotides. Lineage: Eukaryota; Viridiplantae; Streptophyta; Magnoliopsida; Fabales; Fabaceae. The record is from the annotation of a GenBank genome assembly.